GCUGCAUCAAGCCCUGUGCUUCAACUGGCUCGGGCCUGUGUCCUGCUUGUCGCUGGCAGCUUGAACUGCGUGGAAUGGAGCCUCCUGCCACCAGCGACUGAGGAGGUAGUUGCACAGGCAGAGCAGCUGAAGGGCCGCUUCCAGGGGGAUCCUUCUUUUGAGUAUGAAUACACUGAGAUAAACGCAGAAGAUGCUGAAAGAUUGUUUGAAGAUGGUAAGGAGCUCAUGAUCAAGGAGGAGACCCGCCUCGUAGCUACGAUAGAACAGAUAGACAGAGCAGUUGGUAUCAUCCCCCGGGGGGCAUUUGUGAAGACUCCUCUUGGGUCUGUGCAUGAAAACAGAAACUUUGAAGGUCUUUCUUUGACAGAGGCAAAAAAGUUAAGUUCCUAUUUCCAUUUUACUGAGCCUGUUAAUCUGAAGAAUAAAACCCUGCUGGAAAAAGCUCUCCUGGACCCAUCCACUGACUUUCUAGACUCUCUGGAGCAUGAUAUCCCACAAGGCUCCUGGACUGUUCAGCUAGAGAAGGGAGGCACUGUGGUGGUGCUGCGGAGCCUGCUGUGGCUGGGACUGACAUUCUACCAUGUUCCAAUGACCAAGCAAUACGGCUACGUCUACUUUGGCACUGGUGAGAAGAACUUAGAUCUGCCCUUCAUGCUGUGACUCUCCUGUUUGGGACGAGGACUCGAGAACAUUUAGAUCUUAUACUUUGGAGAUUUUUGAUUACUGCUUGUUCUAAUAAAUACGUGAAACCUC
This is a messenger RNA of Balearica regulorum gibbericeps (East African grey crowned-crane), 753 nucleotides long. NCBI's taxonomy places the organism in Eukaryota, Metazoa, Chordata, Aves, Gruiformes, Gruidae. The record is from RefSeq and is a predicted model, not a curated record.